AAACAGCAACGGAGAGAGCGGCAGGAAAAGUGGUUGUAUGGCACCUCAGUCGUGCGUAAUGAAUCCUGCGCAGGGAUCACCGCCCUCGGCUGCUCCGGGGGAGACCUCACCACCAGAGGACCGAGCCGCUGGAGGCAUGGGAACUGACGAGCUGGACCUGUCAUCUGUCAGAAGGUGUAAAAGCAAAAGUUUAGAUCUGCCUUUCAGUGUGGAAUCGCUCAUAUCACCCAGGACGCCGGACACAAGCCUCCACUCCCCCGAGCCUGGUUCAGGCUGCAUCCGGGCGGAGGAGACAGAGUGUGCGUCACCGCGGGGACUUUAUCGGUCCAAACCAGAGGCGGUGGACCUCAGUGACAAGGAGACGGGCAACUGGUUUCAGGCUCCAUACGCAUCCCCUCCAAGGCUUCCCAGUCCGAGCGCGUGCAACCUACGGAAACACAAGAACAACAGGAAACCCAGAACUCCGUUUACAACCUCUCAGCUGCUUUCUCUGGAGAGGAAGUUCCGUCAGAAACAGUACCUCUCCAUCGCGGAGAGAGCGGAGUUCUCCAGCUCCCUCAGCCUCACAGAGACCCAGGUCAAGAUCUGGUUUCAGAACCGCAGGGCCAAGGCCAAGAGACUGCAGGAGGCCGAGCUGGAGAAGUUCAAGCUGGCCGCGAAGCCGCUGCUGCCGGCCUUCGCCUUCCCCUUCCCCCUGAGCGCACCCAUGGGGGCACCGUCCCUUUAUGGGGCCAUGAACGGACCGCGGCCUGGCUUCCCCGUCCCAGGACUAUUUAGUGGACCAUAUGGGAUGUACUACUUGUCUUAACCCUCACUAACUUUGAACUGCAUCGUUUGGAAAACUGCCUUUAAAACAAUAAUAAAACAUCUACAGCAAAUAAUCAACACUGCAAAAAUGUCCAUCGAAUGAAUCAACCGGUCUGAAAUCUUAAACAUAUAUAAGCUAAAAUAUUUUAUGUUAUAAUAAAAAGUAUUUUUUCCCCCCACACAAAUAUGCUGGUAGAACAACCUUUUUAAAUACUGGCUUCACUCACGGAUAACCGAAACAAGUGGAAUAUUUUUACUCGAUUGGUAUUUUUCAUGAGUUUUAUAUGAAAAAUAAUUGUAAUUUACUCUACAGUAAAGUAUUUGUAAUGACGGUCAUUUUUGCAGUGUAUUCAGUAAAAAAAAAUGUUUUUUUAAUGACGGACUUUCGCCGAGAUAUUUUUCUGGAUGACAUCUUAAAAUUGCCUACAUUGUGACCUUUUCAUCUUAAAUAGAGGUAUUUUGUAAAUAUUUUAGUGAGAGCGAUUUUAUGUCGUAAGACAUGACUAUUUAAAGGCCUGUAGCUUUGGGUUUAAAGCAAUAACUCGUGAUGACUCCACAUGAAUGUUUGAUUUUCAUUCCAGAGGCCUUUGAAUAUUUCUCAACUUAAAAGUUUUAAACUUGGUGUUAUAGAAAAGACCGAAAUGCAUCAACACUUAAUCAUUCAAGUUCAGUUAGGUCCCCAAUAGUCUCAAACUUCAUAAUAAAGCAGGUCGACUUUUUUAUAAGCUGAGGGUAGAAAAAGUUACCAAAGUAGUGUGAUUGGGGUUGUAUCUAAGGCUAUGCAGAGGAAAUUAAAAAAAACAACAAAGCAGUUAGUCCAAAAAUAGAUCUAUAGGCUGUAUAAAAUGUGGGUCACCUGUAAUAGUUCAUAAUCAAUAACAAGAACCAUCAUGGGACAGACUAUGGAGUGCUCAUUAGUGCCUUUUCAUCACUGUUGUACUGAAAUCAAACGUCAGUUAAAUAGUGUGUACAAGUUUUAUCUUCAGAAACAUGUUUAGCUUUAGCAUUUUGUCAUUGAGCUGUCAUAUACUGCAGUGACUUAUUCAUGUUAACUUUGAACCAUGACAUCUCUCAAGGUGAAGUUACUAAACCGCACAAAUUGUUUCUAACUUCUUAUUCAUUUCCAGUUUAAAAAAAUAUGAAAUCUGCUACAAAACAAAUCCACUUAUUUUUGUCCUUUUAAAUGUUUUUUUUUCUAUUACAUUACCUCAAAGGAGAACCUUUUUGCACAGGUGUUCAAAGAGCUCUGAAAAGUCCAGUUUCAUCACUAAAUGUAAAUAAAAGUCAUCAGCUAUUUUUGCAAACAAUUAAAAUGCUAAACAUGACUGAUGGACUCACAUCAGUCAUAAAUGUACAGUGUAUUUUAUAUCCGAUGGGGGAAAAGGAAAGAUGUUUUGUACAAUUAUUAAAGUCUAUUAUGUAAAUUC
Molecule: messenger RNA, 2234 nt
Organism: Centropristis striata (black sea bass)
Lineage: Eukaryota; Metazoa; Chordata; Actinopteri; Perciformes; Serranidae
Gene: msx3
Product: muscle segment homeobox 3
Exons: 2
Coding region: 38-808 (256 amino acids)
Biological process (GO): regulation of transcription by RNA polymerase II; embryonic morphogenesis
Cellular component (GO): nucleus
Molecular function (GO): DNA-binding transcription factor activity, RNA polymerase II-specific; RNA polymerase II transcription regulatory region sequence-specific DNA binding
Source: RefSeq, a predicted model, not a curated record